Syzygium oleosum is the source of this 1266-nucleotide messenger RNA. RefSeq names its product putative disease resistance RPP13-like protein 1. NCBI's taxonomy places the organism in Eukaryota, Viridiplantae, Streptophyta, Magnoliopsida, Myrtales, Myrtaceae. Bases 1 to 1266 code for a protein of 421 amino acids. Gene Ontology annotation, biological process: defense response to other organism. The record is from RefSeq and is a predicted model, not a curated record. The transcript has a single exon. Gene Ontology annotation, molecular function: ADP binding.
AUGGCCAUCGGAGAGAUCGUUUUGGGUUCCUUCUUGGCUUCCUUCUUUCAGGUCCUGUUCGACAAAUUGACUUCUCUCACAUUGGGCUAUGCGCAACAGGAAGGAAUUAGCACCACCCUGUUCGAGAAGUGGAAGGGGAUGCUGGUCACAAUCAAUGCAGUGCUGGCUGAUGCAGAGGACAAGCAACUCAGUGGUAACCCUUUAGUGAAGCUGUGGCUGGAUGAUGUUAGGGACUUGGCCUAUGACAUGGAAGACUUGCUCGAUGAGUUUGCGAUCAAAGCCGCUCAGGUUGAGUCAGAGGCAAAAUCCAGCACAAGUAGAGGUAUGGAGAAAUGGAAGUUCUCUUUCUUUGGCCAAGAUAAAUCCUCUAGAUUGAAUCCAAACCCACACUUGCUAGUGUUUGAAACCAAGGUACAAGAGAUCAUUGGCAGGUUGAAAGCAAUUGUCACGACGAAGGAUCAUCUAAGCUUGAGAGAGAAUGUUGUGGACAGAUCCAACUACACCAACAAAAGGGUUCCCACCACUUCUUUGCCGGAGCCUUGGUUUUUUGGUAGGGAGAAGGAAGAAGCAGAGAUACUCGAACUAUUGAUCAGUGAGGCCAAAAAUUCUGAUGCCGUGCUGAGCAUACUCAACAUAGUCCCCAUAGUUGGGAUGGGCGGUGUUGGAAAGACAGCCUUGGCUCAACAGCUGUAUAAUGAUGCCAGAGUGAAAAGUUGUUUCGAGAGGAGAGCAUGGGUUUGUGUGUCAGAUGUUUUUUACGUUUUUGACAUAACGAAGGCUAUUUUACAGUCGAUCACUGGGUUGUCUUGCGAGGGUGAAGAUCUUAACGAGCUUCAAGUUAAGUUGAAGGAUAGUCUCUAUGGAAAGAAGUUUCUUGUGGUUUUAGACGAUGUUUGGAAUGAGGACUAUGGAAAAUGGACCGAACUCUUCAAGCCAUUUGAAGCGGGGGCUAAGGGAAGCAAGAUCAUUGUCACGACUCGAAACCUUCCCGUCGUUCCCAUGAGAGGAGCUUUGCCGUAUCCUUUGGAGGAGUUGUCCCUUGAUAAUUGUACAAGCUUAUUAGCCUUUCAUGCUCUUGGAGCAACAAAUUUUGAGAGCCACCCAGAUCUUGAAGCAACGGGCAAGAAAUUAGCUGAAAAAUGUAAAGGCUUACCCUUGGCAGCAAAGAUGUUAGGCGUUGCCCUAUGUAAUGAAAGAAAUCCAGAUAAAUGGGAAGCUAUCUUAAAUAACAAAAUAUGGGAUCUUCCGAAGGGGAAAAAAAGAUGA